Molecule: messenger RNA, 2950 nt
Organism: Exaiptasia diaphana
Lineage: Eukaryota; Metazoa; Cnidaria; Anthozoa; Actiniaria; Aiptasiidae
Product: E3 ubiquitin-protein ligase TRIM71
Exons: 1
Coding region: 95-2242 (715 amino acids)
Biological process (GO): protein polyubiquitination; proteasome-mediated ubiquitin-dependent protein catabolic process
Molecular function (GO): zinc ion binding; ubiquitin protein ligase activity; protein binding
Source: RefSeq, a predicted model, not a curated record
ACGAUUACCACAGAUAUUCCUUACUUUUCCCAGAACCUACGUUCAUCAAGACACGCUUUGCUUGAGCUUUCUUUACAAACCGAAGUAGAAUAAGAUGGAAUCAUUCGUGGAAGAUCUUAAGAAUCAAGUCCAGUGUUUGCUUUGCAAUGAGACGAUGUACGAACCCAAGUUGUUACAAUGCUUCCAUACAUUUUGUAAGUCUUGUAUCAAGUCAAACGCACAACUCGAUGAACAAGUCAACGUCUUCAAGUGUCCUCAGUGUACCUCACAAACCGUGCUUGAACAACUUGACGACGUGGAAGACUUACAAACCAGCCCAAUACACUCAAGAGUCGUACAAGUCUUGUUGUUUCUAGAAAACCAGAAAGUUUGUUCGAUUGAAGCGAGUCAUUGUGAAGCAUUAUGGCGAUGUCUAGACUGUGAUUCCUCGUUUUGUGACGAAUGUCUUGGUUUGCAUGCUAAAUUUGCAGCCAUGAAUAACCAUAGAGUUGUCUCGUUGUCCAACCCGACUAAGGAAGACAUUGAAACAAUGAUGAAAGGAGAAGAGUCAUGUAAAAUCCACUCCAGUCAAGAUGUUGAAUUGUAUUGUCAAGACUGUGAUACUCUCAUUUGCUUUCUUUGCUUGAAAGAUCACAGUCACAACAAGCAUGACCUAUCAUCACUGCAGGAAUUCAUUACUCACGAGAAACAGGGUCUAUCUAAAAACCUUGAAGAAAUCGAGAGAUUGGCUACUAACGAAGAGGAAAGAAAGCAACAAGAAGAAAUCGCCUUUGACAUCCGAGAUUAUGGACAAAAAGCUAAAGAAAAUGUCGAGAAAGUGACAGAACAUUUGGUAAAAACAUUGAUUGACCAAAAACAACAACUUUUGGCCGAAAUUCAGAAAUCAAUAACGAAAGCAGAAAGGAAUUUACGAAUUUUGCAUCACACUUCAGCAGCGCAAGAGUACGUCAAAUACUUUGCUCAAAAUGGAACAGCAAGUGAAAUGAUGGAGAUUCGAGACCCAGAAUGCUCGAAAAAACUCACUUAUGAACCGUUCCAACAAGAUGUUGGUGUAAUAAAUUUCAGACCCAAUGAAGAACUUCACAAUCAAGUGGAAACUGGUUUAGGAGUAGUAGCGAUAUUCAAUAAGCCUGCAGAUGCAAAGUCGUGUUUAUUGAAAGUGGAGCCUAAAAUAGAAGCUAUGAAAACAACAAAGCUAACAAUAGUACUGAAAACUUCAGAAGGAAAAGUCGCUCAAGAAUCACUGGAUAAUAUAACCAUACAGGUUACCCCUGAAGAAGACGUGAAGAUUGGUGAGAAACUGAUGGAGGUUGAUGGUCAGGCCAUGGUGGACUUAACUGCCCAGUUUCCUGGUCAAGUAACAGCGCACGUUGAAGUACGUGGUAUUCCUGUAUGUAACAGUCCAGUUGUGAUGAAUGUCAAACCGCAAAACAUAGCAAUCAAAGACUUAAAGUUGGCAAAAGAUAUGAAUGUGGACUCAAAAACCUUAAAUGGUAUAACAUUGAAUACGACAUACGAUAGAAUUGCUGUGGCAGAUAACUCUUCACACUGUGUGAGAGUCUUCAACAUGGAGGGAGUCUUAUUACUGGAAUUUGGUUGCCAUGGUAGUGGCCAGGAACAGUAUAAAUAUCCACAGGAUUUAGCAUUUCUUAAUGAGACCGAUUUAGUCAUAGCUGAUCACCAAAACCAAAGAAUAUGCGUUGUUGACACUCUUAAAGGGAAAACAGUAAAAACGUUUGGUUGUCAAGGUGAAGGUAAUGGUCAGUUCAAGUAUCCCUGUGGAGUAUGUGUUGAUGAUGCUUCUAACAUCUAUGUAUGUGACUAUAGUAAUCAUCGUAUACAGGCGUUCACUAAGGAUGGUGAUUAUCUAUAUCAGUUCAACCUGGCGAAUAAUGGACACCCUUUUGAUAUUAUCACGCACAAAGGACUAUUCUAUGUCAGUGAUUAUAGCUCAUCAGUGGUUCAUGUCUUUGAAAUGAAGACCAGACAGCAACCAACUAUAAUCAGGACGAUUGGUGGAAAGGACUGCAGUGCUGGGCAGCUACAAGAACCUCGAGGUUUGACGAUUGAUAGCGAUGGCAAUCUACUGGUGUGUAAUGGUAAACGGGUAAACAAGUAUACUUUGGAUGGUCGUUACAUUGGACAAACAAAUGAACUAAGCAAUAACUGCGCCUACAUAGCAGUACUACCAAAUGGCAAUGCUAUUGGUACCACGUGGGGUGGAGGCUUGUUUGCCAUUUAAACUCUGAACACACCAUGUGAUAGGACACUGCUUGCUGUAAUAAGUUAUCACAUCAAAGCACGAAGAGAGACUAUCAUUGUUAGUACGAUAUUAGUAGUGUAUGCAUAUAUCAAACAUAUCAUUCCGGACCAGUCGCAUGAUAUCAGCAUAUAUACGCCUAGACCCGAUGCGGGUAGAACACUAAAAUAUAAAUAUAAUAAAGAUAAAGAUAAAUUCUGUUUAAUCAAGUCCCACUUAUACUGUACAUGGCUUUCUUUCGAGCUCGGUGCUCCUUUCGUCGCAUAAAAUCAGCAUAAAACUACCAUUUAAUACUCAGAUAUAAUUUUCGCUUGCUGAUAAUUCAAUUUCAGUUUAAUUUUAAUAACCGAAGUAUGAACUGAAAGAAUACAUCCUUUUAUGUGUACCUAUAGUAUAAAAACGACUGAUACUUAAAAUGAGCAUCUGAGAACAUGAAACAUUUGAAUAACAAUAACUAGAUUGCAUGAUAAGAAUAAUAAGAUUACAGUAAUAAAACUUGAAAUAACAGUUUCAAAUACUAUGCUUUCUUGUUUGACGCCCACUUAUAAGUGAUUGAAUUUUAGAUCUCUAUCAACAUAAAGUGAUAAAACAGAAACAAUGAGACAUUCAAAUAUUAAGAAUAUAAGUAACAAUGAUUAUUGACGUAAGACUUACCUCUACACUUAAAUAAAAGUUGGUUUUUGCACCAAG